Molecule: messenger RNA, 3163 nt
Organism: Arachis duranensis
Lineage: Eukaryota; Viridiplantae; Streptophyta; Magnoliopsida; Fabales; Fabaceae
Product: probable transcriptional regulator SLK2
Exons: 10
Coding region: 405-2972 (855 amino acids)
Biological process (GO): positive regulation of transcription by RNA polymerase II; negative regulation of transcription by RNA polymerase II
Cellular component (GO): transcription regulator complex; nucleus
Source: RefSeq, a predicted model, not a curated record
UCCAACCUGUCUCUCUCUUCUUUCUUUCUCUUUCUCUCUCACUGUUGUUGAGUAUUAUUCUCUCUGCAAUUUCAUCACUUCUUUAAUUUUUAAUUUUUAUUUUUCGCUCCGAAUUUCGCUUCCAAAAGCAACGCUAUGCUUUUUCUCAGCUCGUGAUUUCGAUCAAUUGUUCAGAGCUGAGUAGAAAGUAUCAUUUUUUGGUGCAUUGGAUUUCAAGGCUGUAUUAUUGGAUAGAAGUUUGGAAACUCAAGUGGAGUUUGAAAGUUUAAAAGAUCAGGGGAAUAUCUAUGCUCAAUCUACCUGUUACAUAGAGCUUGUGAACUGCUUUGAGAAUAUUUGGAAUAUCAGUCAGGCCUGGCUCUGUGGAGCUAUAGAUUCCAGUCACCAAGAAGGAGGUGCCCCCUAUGGCACCUUCUCGGGUGGCUGGAGGAUUGACCCAAUCAUCAUCAAGUUCUGGAAUUUUUUUUCAAGGAGAUGCACAAUCACAUAGUAUAGUUAACUCUCCGUUAAACUCGCCAUUCAUUAACUCAUCUAAUGCGGUUCCUGGAACUGGUCUUCCAAACCUGGGUCCAGUGUCAGGGGAUAUGAACAAUACAAUUUUGAACAGUGCGGCAAACUCAGCACCAAGUAUUGGACCUAGCUCUUUACUCACAGAUGCAAAUUCAGCAUUCACUGGUGGGCUCCAUUUGCCGAGAAGUGCAAGCAUUAACACAGACUCAUACUUACGGUUACCUGCUUCACCCAUGUCAUUUACAUCAAAUAAUGUUAGUAUUUCAGGGUCAUCAGUUAUGGAUGGUUCGAAUGUAGUACAACAGAGCUCUCACCAAGAUCAGAAUGCUCAACCAUUGCAGCAGAAUCAGCAGCAAGGAGCUUCUACUGUUAUGUCUACACCUGUGUCUCAAAUUGGUCCUUCCCCACUUCAAAUGGGUGCACAAAUACCUGGAUCUUUCAUGCAAGAUCCAAAUAAUUUAUCUCAGCUGUCCAAAAAACCUAGGCUGGAUAUCAAGCAGGAGGAUAUAAUGCAACAGCAGGUGAUACAGCAGCUUCUUCAGAGACAGGACCCCAUGCAAUUCCAGGGUCGUAAUCCACAGAUACAGGCUUUGAUGCAACAGCAGCAAAGACUGAGGCAACAGCACAUCCUUCAGUCAAUGCCACAGUUACAGCGAGCACACUUACAACAACAGCAGCAGCAACAGCAACAAAUGCACUUGAGGCAGCAGCAAUUACAGCAACAAUCAAUGCAACCCAUAUCUGCGGUGAAGCGUCCGUAUGACAGUAGCGUUAAUGGUGUAUGUGCUCGAAGAUUAAUGCAAUACCUCUAUCAUCAAAGGCAACGACCAAUUGAAAACACUAUUGCUUAUUGGAGAAAAUUUGUGGCCGAGUAUUACUCUCCUCGAGCAAGGGAACGGUGGUGCUUGUCUUUGUAUAAUAAUGUUGGGCAUCAUGCACUAGGUGUUUUCCCUCAGGCAUCUAUGGAUGCGUGGCAGUGUGACAUAUGUGGUUCUAAAUCUGGAAGGGGAUUUGAGGCAACUUUUGAAGUGCUCCCUAGACUUAGUGACAUCAAAUUUGGCAGUGGAGUUAUCGAUGAACUUUUAUUUUUGGAUUUGCCACGCGAACAAAGAUUUCCUUCUGGUUUAAUGAUGUUAGAAUAUGCAAAAGCGGUUCAAGAGAGUGUAUAUGAGCAGCUUCGUGUUGUUCGUGAAGGUCACCUCCGUAUUAUAUUUACACAAGACCUGAAGAUAUUAUCUUGGGAGUUCUGUGCAAAGCGCCAUGAAGAACUUCUUCCUAGAAGGUUGGUUGCACCACAGGUAAAUCAGUUGGUUCAAGUAGCUCAAAAAUGCCAGAGUACAGUUGCUGAAAGUGGUCCAGAUGGGGUUUCUCAGCAAGAUCUUCAAACAAACAGUAAUAUGGUAUUGGCUGCUGGGCGUCAACUUGCAAAGAGUCUCGAGUUGCAAUCAGUAAAUGACUUGGGUUUUUCCAAAAGAUAUGUAAGAUGUUUGCAGAUUUCCGAGGUUGUCAAUUCCAUGAAAGAUCUAAUGGAUAUCUGUCGGGAGCACAAAAUUGGGCCAAUGGAGAGCUUGAAAAGUUAUCCUCGUUUUGCAACCCCGGCCAAGCUUGAGAAGCAAAAAAUUCAUGAGAUGGAACAACUAGCAAAUGCUCAAGGUCUGCCAACCGAUCGAAACACACUCAACAAACUGAUGGCACUGAAUCCUGGUCUGAACAACCCAAUAAACAAUAAUCUUAAUAUGGGGAAUCGCGGUGCUUUGAGUGGGUCAGCACAAGCUGCUCUCACAAUGUCUAACUACCAGAAUCUUCUCAUUAGGCAAAACUCAAUGAAUUCAAGCCCUGGCUCAAUUCAGCGAGAAGGAUCGUCAUCUUUCAACAAUGCGAACCAGAGUCCCUCUUCAGCUAUGCAAGGUGCUGCUGCCGCUGCUUUUAUUCCAGGCUCAAUGCAGAAUUCAACCGGUUUCCCAAGUCCCCAUCUACCCCCACAGCAGCGGCAGCAACACCUACAGCGUUCAGCAAGUGCGAAUGGUUUACUGCAACAAAACCAUUCACAGGGAUCCCAAGGAAAUCAAGCUCUACAGCAGCAGAUGAUCCAGCAACUGCUGAUGUCAAAUAACAAUGGGGGAGUGCAAUCACAAUCUCUUAGUGGACCCAAUGCAAAUGGGAGCAUAGCAAAGAAUGGGUUGAGUUUCGGAGGCCACUCUCCUACUCCUUCCAUAACUGGAGGAUCUAUCAAUGUUUCAGGAAACAACGGCCCUGUUUCAAGGAGUAAUAGCUUCAAAGUGGCCUCAAACAGUGAUUCUUCUGCAGCCGGUGGCAACAAUGGUAUCAACCAGAGAACGCCAGAUAUGCCGCAAAAUAUCCUUUUGCAAGAUGUGGUUCCGGAUAUUGUCGGUGAUUUCACCGAUAGUCCCUUCUUCAAUAGUGAUCUAGAUGAUAACAUGGGUUUUGGCUGGAAGGCAUAACCAACACAAAAUGGCUUAUCAAGUACUCUUGUUAUAAUUAUUGUACAGAAAACUUUUUUAAAUAGCUGAUGCUCCCUUUUCUUGGUGGAAUUUGUUGUGACUUGACUAGGUCUUUAGAGAUUCUAUCUGAGGGUUUUUGUCUUGCCUGCAAGUGUAAUCUAUUAGACAAUUUAAUCAACAGUUUUAGCUCU